UGAGUGGUGUGUAUGAUUGACAAGCGUCGAGAUCUGCGGCUGUGUAAUCAUGGCGGAUGAAAUGUUGCGAGCGCAGAGCGCGCAGUCGGGUGGUGACACGAUCUUCGGCAAAAUCAUCCGUAAAGAGAUUCCUGCAGACAUCAUAUAUGAAGAUGAUCAGUGCAUCGCCUUCAAUGACGUGGCUCCUCAGGCCCCCACACACUUCCUGGUGGUCCCCAGAAAACCCAUCGCUCAGAUCUCUAAAGUAGAUGAUGCAGAUAAAGAGUUGCUUGGACACCUGAUGGUUGUUGCUAAGAAGUGCGCUGAGCAGGUGGGAUUACCCAGAGGAUACCGGCUGGUGGUCAAUGAGGGUCCUGACGGGGGUCAAUCUGUUUAUCACAUUCACAUUCAUGUCCUGGGUGGCCGUCAGAUGGGUUGGCCUCCUGGCUAACCUCUCCGUCUCACAAUAUCACUGUGUCAUUAGCCAGAACAUUGUGCACCAAAAUAAUUGUUUAUGUACAUGUUAAGUAGUCAAUAAGGAGAAACG
Molecule: messenger RNA, 526 nt
Organism: Triplophysa rosa
Lineage: Eukaryota; Metazoa; Chordata; Actinopteri; Cypriniformes; Nemacheilidae
Gene: hint1
Product: histidine triad nucleotide binding protein 1
Exons: 3
Coding region: 50-430 (126 amino acids)
Biological process (GO): purine ribonucleotide catabolic process
Cellular component (GO): cytoplasm; nucleus
Molecular function (GO): hydrolase activity
Source: RefSeq, a predicted model, not a curated record